This is a messenger RNA of Lobosporangium transversale, 2022 nucleotides long. RefSeq lists its product as hypothetical. Gene Ontology annotation, cellular component: cytoplasm; plasma membrane. The transcript has 5 exons. Gene Ontology annotation, molecular function: ubiquitin protein ligase activity. The coding region runs from base 1 to 2022 and encodes 673 amino acids. Gene Ontology annotation, biological process: proteasome-mediated ubiquitin-dependent protein catabolic process; negative regulation of extrinsic apoptotic signaling pathway via death domain receptors; protein K48-linked ubiquitination. Lineage: Eukaryota; Fungi; Mortierellomycota; Mortierellomycetes; Mortierellales; Mortierellaceae. The record is from RefSeq and is a predicted model, not a curated record.
AUGGCCAAGGAGAACAGAAGUCAGUGGACGCCUCCUAAGAUGCACCAGUCCAGCAACUGCGAGCGCUGCGGCUCGAGUCUGCACCGGAUCAGAAAGACUAACUGCCACAACUGCGGUGUCAUGGCAUGUAUCAGUUGCUGCAAUUACAAAACAGAGCUACUGAAGUUCGGUCACUUCAGAGAUGUACGAUGCUGUGGGUACUGUGCUCACUUUCUACAAGUCUACAAACUAGAGGAUGCGAAGCUGAGCAAGCUCAAUAUCCGGACACUCAAGCGUUACUUAGAUGCAUACAAUAUCUCAACGGCCAACAUGCUAGAAAAACAAGAAUUGGUGAAGGCUAUCCAGGAUAACAAGCCUUUAUCAGAUGCGUCGGAGGUCUACUUCCGCACACAAAUGCCAAGUACGGUCGAAGAGUGGCUAGUGCUUCAUGAAGUGCUUCCGAGGGCAAAUGACUUGACGGGCACGUCAGAUAAUCUGAUCAAUGAAUUGGACAAGUUCUUCUCUAGGAUGUUCAGCAGUGAUGACUCCAGACAACGUAGGCACCCCGACACUACAGCAGAAAGCAUCUUCCAGGAAAGGCAAUCCCAAUCAACAUCCUCUUCCUCUGCUGAGGCCCAGGGUCAACAGCCGAGUCAACAGAAGGCCCAGAGGCAACAACAGCAAAGCCAACAACCAAAACCACGGGAGGCGCCCAACAAUACCCCACCAUUCUCUCUCGGAUCGUCACAUUUUCAUUUUCAACCAGGCCCAAGUCCUCAAAAGCCUAGACCACAUAUUGAGGAUUUUAUGCCUAGGGCCUCUGGUAUUGGUACGGGUCCAUUUGGAGCCCAUAUGUCUGGCCGACCAGCGGAUGGCUAUCCAUUUUAUCAUCCUGGAUCUACGUUCCCUUCCCCUACCCAUUCGCAGCACUCGCAAACUGGGUCCUCCCGGGAACCUCAGUUCAGAUUUAAUGGAGGCUUUGGGUCCUAUCAUCAGGCAGAACACCCGCCUCCAAAUCCAUUCACAGCGCAACACCAACAGCAGUUCCAGCAACAACAUCGCCAGCAACGGCCCCAUCAUGAGGCCAAACCUCAGGCUUCGUCGACAAUACCACCUCUUAGUCCACAGCCAACAUUUGGAACCUCUUCCAAUUCCCGAAAUGGGUUUGGCUAUACUUGCUAUGAGCCUAAACCACCACUUAAGAGUCAACAAACAUCACCCUCGUCAUCAUCCUCGUCAUCUGCAUCUGUGCCUCAACCAGCCUCCAGCUCUAGACCCAAUCCAAUGCCACAAUCGCAAAACCAGCGACAGACAAGGCCACGUCCAUCCCAAGGAUUCAAUGACUACACUGCCAAUACAGGGUUUUAUUCAUUACCUACUUUUUCUGACUCAUCAUCUUCUAGCCCACAAUUCCGGUUUUCAUCUGGCUCAAGCAGUAGUGCUAGUACUUUUAGCUUCCCAACAGGCGUUUCAGAGUCCCAUAUCACACCUGCUUCGUCGUCUUCUGAGCCAUCAUAUUCAUCACGGCCUGUCAAGCCGCCACGGAGGCCUCAAGAAUCAUCCGAGGAGACAUUUGCUGCGAAUCUGACAUUAGAGGACAUUAUCUCGCCAGAUGUGGACAUAUCAAAGCUGUCUGUCAAAGUUAUCAAGUCGUUGUUGGACUCCAACCGUGUCAGUCAUGUGGGUAUGUUUGAAAAGCAUGAACUAGUUGGCCUGCUAAAAAGCCUGAUCCAGACUGUAAAGAGAGAUAAAGAGGAAAGAAAUGCGAGUCAAGAAACGAGAAAUCAGGCCUGGGAUUCAUCAGAUAUUGACAUCGAAAACGCGUCAGCAUUGGAGACAACAAAGCCUCAUGAACCGUCGUCUACAAAUAUAGACGAGAACCUCUGCAAGAUCUGUUUUGACGGACCAUUGAAUUGUGUUAUGCUCAAUUGUGGUCAUAUGUCAUCUUGCAUGGAUUGUGGCAAGCAAGUCAUCGAAAGGGAGCGAGUUUGCCCGAUUUGCCGAAAAUACGUUGAGCGCAUACUUCAAGUAUUCCGUGCUUAA